AUGUCAGCUGCCAAUGACACCACAUUCACACAUGCUGUGUUCCUUCUCACCGGGAUACCUGGGCAGGAAGACAUCUAUCUCUGGAUCGCUAUUCCCUUCUGUUUAAUUUACAUUAUUUCGAUAGUAGGAAAUUCAAUCAUUCUGUUCAUUAUAAAAGCAGAUCCAGGCCUCCAUGAGCCCAUGUACAUUUUCCUUUGCAUGCUGGCCAUCGCUGACCUUUGCUUAUCGAUAACCACCAUGCCGACGAUACUGGGCAUAUUUUUGUUUAACUCUAGAGAAAUAAGCCUCAAUGUCUGUUUUGCCCAGUUGUUCUUCAUCCACUCGCUUUCUUUCAUCGAAUCCUCUGUGCUCUUAUUGAUGGCCUUUGAUCGCUUUGUUGCAAUCUGUAACCCACUGAGAUAUUCUUCCAUCUUAACCUUGCCAAGAAUAGCCAAAAUGGGACUGGUGUUUUUGCUAAGAGGAUUGGCUAUCGUAGUGCCACUUCCUAUUCUCCUGAAACGGUACCGGUACUGUCGAACCAAUGAGCUCUCUCACUCCUACUGUCUGCACCAGGAGGUCAUGAAGUUGGCAUGUGCUGACAUCAUAGUGAACAGCGUCUAUGGCUUGUUUAUUACACUCUUAACUGUGGGGUUGGACUCAUUGCUCAUCUUUCUCUCUUAUGUAAUGAUUCUGAAAACAGCGCUAAGCGUUGCUUCCCGUGCGGAGUGCCUGAGGGCCCUAAACACCUGUGUCUCCCACCUCUGUGCCGUCGUGCUCUUCUACACACCAGAACUUGGCCUGUCUCUGAUGCACAGAUUCGGGAAAGACUCCUCUCACUUGCUUCAGUUACUUCUGGGCUACAUCUACCUGCUGGUCCCGCCCCUGAUGAACCCGAUCGUGUACAGCGUAAAAAGCAAACAUCUUCGUGCGAGGAUCAUCAGAGUGUUUGUCAAGUGA
Molecule: messenger RNA, 936 nt
Organism: Pelodiscus sinensis (Chinese soft-shelled turtle)
Lineage: Eukaryota; Metazoa; Chordata; Testudines; Trionychidae
Product: olfactory receptor 51G2-like
Biological process (GO): G protein-coupled receptor signaling pathway
Cellular component (GO): plasma membrane
Molecular function (GO): G protein-coupled receptor activity; olfactory receptor activity
Source: RefSeq, a predicted model, not a curated record